Molecule: messenger RNA, 4934 nt
Organism: Etheostoma spectabile (orangethroat darter)
Lineage: Eukaryota; Metazoa; Chordata; Actinopteri; Perciformes; Percidae
Gene: arhgef7b
Product: Rho guanine nucleotide exchange factor (GEF) 7b
Exons: 22
Coding region: 259-2820 (853 amino acids)
Biological process (GO): lamellipodium assembly; intracellular signal transduction
Cellular component (GO): cytoplasm; lamellipodium
Molecular function (GO): guanyl-nucleotide exchange factor activity; protein binding
Source: RefSeq, a predicted model, not a curated record
GAGAGAAAGAGAGAGAGAGUGAGAGAAAGAGAGAGAGAGAGCAGCGCUGUUAAAGGUUAAAGGAAGGGACCACCUUUCUCAUUAUCACAUUUACUUUUUUUCUUUUGUCAACGGCCUGUCUAACCAACCAGUGCGCGUGGACUGUAACGUUCACCCAAGGCGGGGCUGACCCUCCUGUCUCAUUUCGGACCGACCACCACUAGGACAUCACGGACCCUGCUGCUGCUGCUGCUGCUUUAUGACAUUAAAGAUCAAGUCAUGAAUUCGGCCGAACAGACGGUAACGUGGCUCAUAACACUGGGGGUCCUGGAGUCUCCCAAGAAAAGCAUCUCGGAUCCAGAGGCUUUCCUCCAGGCGUCUCUGCAGGAUGGAGCGGUGCUGUGCAGGCUGCUGGAGCGACUCCGACCCGGGACGGUGGACAAAUUCUUUCAGGAACCGAGGGGCGACAGCGAGUGUCAGCGGAACAUCGCCGAGUUUAUUAAAGGCUGCGGGGCUUUCGGUGUGGAGCCUUUUGAGGUCAAUGACCUCCUGCAGGGACUGAACUUCUCCAAGGUCCUAAAGUCUUUGGUUGCCCUCAACAAAGCCACUGAAGAUUUAGGUGUUUCUGAAGACAGCGUGUGUGUGCCGCAUUCCUCCCACUUGAGGAUCAAGUCAUUUGACUCUCUGAAAACUCAGAGUCAGUCCUCUAAAGUCCUGCAGCCUCAGUACCGCAGCCUGGACAUGUCAGAGGGCAGUGGGUGUGGCCACGUGCUGUUCAAGGCGCGCUUUCCUUUCCAGCAGACCAAUGAGGACGAACUCUCUUUCUCCAAGGGCGACAUCAUCAGUGUGAGCCGGCAGGAGGAUGGGGGCUGGUGGGAAGGCUCGUUCAACGGCAAUUCUGGGUGGUUCCCCAGUAACUAUGUACGGGAGCUGAAAGGAACCGACAAGACAUCAGACAAGCCAAAGUCUGGGACACUGAAAAGCCCCCCCAAAGGUUUUGACACCACCAUCAUCAGUAAGACCUACUAUAAUGUGGUUUUGCAAAACAUCCUGGAAGCUGAGAGUGAAUAUUCAAGGGAGCUACAGAGUCUCCUUGGCUCCUACCUGCGCUCACUUCAUCCCACAGACAAACUCAGCAGUGUUGACAUUAGUCACAUUCAGGGAAAUCUGGAGGAGAUCUCAACCUUUCAGCAGAUGUUGGUUCAGUCUUUGGAGGAGCACACAAAACUCCCAGAGAACCAGCAGAGGAUCGGGGGGUUCUUCCUCAAUCUGAUGCCCCAGAUGAAGAUCCUCUAUGUGGCCUACUGCUCCAACCACCCGUUUGCAGUCAAUGUACUCACGCAACACAGCGAGGAACUGGGGGAGUACAUGGAGUCAAAAGGGGCGUCUGCUCCUGGGAUCCUCACUCUGACCACUAGUCUGAGUAAACCCUUUACCAGACUGGAGAGAUACCCGACCCUGCUGAAAGAGCUGGACAGACAUAUGGAGGACCAACACCCUGACAAAGCUGAUCUCAUUGCUUCAAUGAUGGACUUUAAAAGCUUUGCAGCUCGGUGCCAGGAGGUGAGGAAGAAGAAGGACCUGGAGUUGCAGAUUUUAACAGAGCCAAUCAGAAACUGGGAGGGGGAUGACAUCAGAACUCUCGGCCCUGUUCUCCAAAUGUCCCAAGCCACAGUCCACACGCAGAACUGUCAGGAAUCAAAUGAACGCUACCUUGUCCUCUUCCCUCACACGCUGCUCAUGCUCUCUGCCAGCCUGAGAAUGAGUGGAUUCAUCUUCCAGGGAAGGAUGCCACUGUCAGGAAUGCUCAUCUCCAGAAUAGAAGACGGAGAAAACCUGAGGAAUGCUUUUGAAAUAUCCGGUGGCCAAUGUGAUCGGAUGCAGGUGGCAUGUAACAGUCAGCAAGAUCUACAGGACUGGCUGGACCUUCUCACCAAACACACACACACUUCAGCUGCACACACACACUCGCACAACCCUCAGCCCGUGUGUCACACAUUGCCCUCUCAACCCGCCACUCCUUCCAGACACUCAGAGUCUCGUGGAGGGAGCACUAGACACACCUACCACACCCUUCCCCAUCUUUCUUCAUAUGGGACGGCCCUCAGCAGCAGCCCGAUGUGGGGGCCCUUGGAGCCACCGAGUACCCCUAUACCCUGGAGCCUGAGCUGCCUGCGCCCUGCGCCUCCACUCCGGCCCUCGGCUGCUCUCUGCUUCAAAGAGGAUAUGAGUAAGAGUCCUAAGAACAUGAAGAAGCUGCUCCCCAAGAGGAAGCCAGAGAGGAAACCUUCAGAAGAGGACUUUACUGUCAGAAAAAGUACAGCAGCGCUAGAGGAGGACGCUCAGAUACUGAAAGUGAUCGAGGCCUACUGUACCAGCGCCAAGACACGGCAGACGCUCAACUCCACCUGGCAAGGAACUGACCUCAUGCACAACCAUGUACUCGCUGACACCAGCCUCACCGUCGCUGGUUUCCCCAGCAACCUGCCUUGUUCUGACCAGUCAGAGGACUCGGAUUAUGACAGUCUUUGGACCGCCCAUAGUUACAGGACUGCCUCAGUUUCUCGCUCCAGCAGGAAGGACGUACAGAUGUUGUUCCCAGAGGAGGAGAAGAUUAUAGUGGAGGAGACCAGGAGCAAUGGACAAACCGUAGUGGAGGAGAGGAGUCUGGUGGACACUGUGUACAGCUUGAAAGAUGAGGUCCAGGGACUCAAACAGGACAACAAGAGGAUGAAGAGGACACUGGAGGAGGAGCAGCGGGCGAGGAAAGAGCUGGAGAGGAUUGUCAGGAGAGUUCUGAAGAACAUGAACGACCCAACCUGGGAUGAGACUAACCUCUGAGAUCAAUAGAUGUGUGAUCAUCAUGGACGAGACCAAUUUCUGACUUUAAAGUGACCAAAGGAACUAUGAACUGUUGUUCAACCUGUGUGUGGACAAAAGCUGCCAAUAUUUAAUUCAACACGUCGUCACCAUUUCUACUUGCUUUGACCAGUGUACCUAACUGUGGACCAAGAGAAAAUGUCUGCCAGCCAUGAGCAAAGCCAGCCCAACUGACCGUAAAGCUGUGAAGCCACAUUAGCUGGUAGGCAUGAUGACGUCACUUCCUGUCACUCUCCUUUACUUUUUCAAACAGCCUUCUUUGAAACACUGACAAACAAAUUUCUUUUCUCAUCUACUUUUGUAAUUAUCUUUCAUUCCUCUUUGUGUUUUGUUUUUGCAUUAAGUAUGAAAUUUAAAAUGUAACCAUUGGCAGCGCAGUGUUUUAUUGACUGGCCUAGUGCAUGAUUAAGAAUGCUACGUGGGUGCAAACCUUUCACAUUGACUGAAACCUUUUUUUUACCACACUCUUCAUUUUAUUGGCAGCAAUUUUUUGUUUAUUUAUUAUGUUGUUUCAUUGAUUCCAACACACUAAAAAAUAAAGUUGGUCAUUUGCAAUAUGAAAUGCAAAGUGUAGUAGGGCAUUACAUUUUAAAGUAACCCUUUUACCAGCACUCACUGUAUAAGUGACAGGAUGAGAUUACAUUUCUUUGUGUGGUCUAAAGAUUACUGCAGGACAAAUCUACAGUAGGUUAACAUUUUGCAACAGACCACCAUAUUAUUUGAAGUGUCCACUUCAUUGCUUCAUGGAUUAUGCAAAUUUCUGCCAAGAUUAUUUUGAUUAGUUCUGAAGAAUAUAAUAUGUUUUUGUAUUUGACUACGUUUUUAAACCCAGAUGGAUAAACUGCUAGUGAGUUGUACCAGAGACAUGGACAGAAACAGAGAAACUUGAUUCUGCUCUAACUGGUCUUUUACUUUUGCACACAAAAUAUAGUUUGGAGGCUAAAGCCUGAAGAUAAAUUGACUUUUGACAAUGAUCUGCUUUAAUUAACUGAAGGGCAUAUUAAAGAAUAUGAGCUCAUUAAAUUAAAAAAACCACAUCUUAAAAUGUGUUUUACUGGAAAACCGUCUUAUUGUCAACGGGAAGUUAGACGAAGAUUUUCUCAGGAAUGAACUUGUCCAUCUGGGAGUAUUUGCUUUCAGCUCCAGAUUCAUUCAUAUUCUUGAAAUUUAAUAUUCUUGCAGAUAGACAUAGAAACUUGAUUUUGAAGUCCAGACACCAGGGUAGUAUGUAAUUACGUUUGUUUUACCGUAGAUACAAAUUAAAUAAAUUAAAAAUCCAGGCGACUUUGGCUAUAAGCAAACAAGGCAGCAGAGCCAUACACUUUGUUUGAAAAUGCUAAAUUCCACACUCGCUACAAAUAUCUUUUUCUUUGAAACUUGGAAUAAGGUCCUUGGAGGUUUAAUGGUGAAAAAGCCAGCUAUAUGUACAUGUUUCGCCCGUAGUAGUCCUGGCAUUGUAAAACACUGUUUUAUACAGUAUAUGUUUUUAAUGUUUUAAACUUUUGGACCGACUCUCAACUUUUUUGCUACAGCUGUCAAUAGUAAGAUGGUUAGAAGGAUAUGAGAUACAAUUGUAUACUAAACUGAACUGAAAACGCUGGAAAAUGUUUUUUAUUAUGAUUUUUUACAAUGUCAAUAUGCAACUUGCUGUAGAAUGAUUUCUUAUUUUUAUAUUUGUGAUUGUGUUUUUAUCAACUGGUUUUGAUUUGUAACACUACUUAUUUUCUACUUGACCUGUUUACAUCACACUAACGAUGAUUUGUACAGAAAAGCAGCGUAUUUCUCAUGAACGUCAAGAGACGUGCCUUGGAAAGAAGAACAUUUCCUUUGCUAAACUUAUUAAGCAUAAAAACUUCACCUCCAACUAAAAUAUUACAAAUAUUAGUAACCACACUAAUCUAAUACAUGCCAAUUAUUAACUCUAACUUAUGUAUUUAACUGAGAGUGACUGAUGUAAAUGUAUUGCAGAUUUAAAUGGUAUGGUGAUGAAGGUGAUCACAAUAGUUUAAUAUGACAACAAUCAUCCCCACUCUAUUCAUUUCACCCAUUUGUCUGUGAAUAAAUGUUGAAUCAAA